UUUAGCCUGGUACUUACAGAAACCUGGAGAAGCUCCUAAACUCCUGAUUUAUUAUACAACACACAGUCUCACCCCCUACUCGUCAAAUGUCUGACGCAUGGUCAGUAGACCCUGGCGUCACUUUUUAACGCACUGGGUAUACCUUUGGCGUUAUUUUUCGACGUGCAGGGUAGUCCGAUAGACUUCUAUAGAACUCAACAGCGUUGAAAUUUGACGUCUUGGGUCAGCACACCGCAACCCGUUGUCUGCCUUAUGGGUCGACACUACAAUAAAUAAAAAUAAAAAAGGAAUAGGCUACAAAAAAUGAUUUAGUAAGCAUUUUAAGUAAGCAUUUUAAGAGUUUUCUUGUCAUAGGUAGGACACUGCUUUAAUUAUAGCAUGCUGGAUAACGUUUUUAUCGGAGGUUUGUUGAUUUUAAUAAAUAUAUAUAAUAUGCUACGAUUGAGUUCAAUUAAUCUUUUUUUGUUGUUGUUGUUUUAUUAAAUCCUCUAAAUUAAUAACGCUGACGUCAACGUAUGGGCGAUCCCAAGGUCCAUUGCGAUUUUACACUCGGUCCCCUAGUCCCUUCAUCAUUUACUUUAAAACUUCAGCUUCGUUACAAAGCAAAAACAAAGGCACUUUUUAGAGCCACGUUUGUCUAGUUAAUUGUUGUCAGUCCAUCUGGUUCUCUGUUGUUCUUGCUCUUUUGCUCUUCCCCCCUAUCCCUUUAGUGUUGUCUUGUUUGUCCUUGUUCAUCAUGAGUGACCAUUCCAAUUUCGAACAGGUCCUUAAUGAGCUUGAUGAGCUUGUUGAACAUUCUAAAUUAAAUUAUGAACUCAAGACCUUGGAAGAUUUCAUCAAUAAGAUGCCGGGAGAACAGGAGGCAGCACCAUCCACCAGCCAUCAACCAGUCCAGAAGGCUCCACCAUCCACCAGCCAUCAACCUGUCAGGUGGCUGAAGAGAGACAGUGAUGGAAAUGUUGUCUAUGACAGACCAAGAUCAUCCCGAAACCAAACAGCUACUAGUCACAGCUACAGUCGUAAGACUGGUGCUCAUACUAGGAUGUUGGACAGCAGCAUUGAGAUGACCAACUACUGUCCUCCUGACACUGUUGAGACUUUCCUUGAAGAGCUAAACCACUCACAGGGUGAUGACUUGGAUGAUCAGGAAACGGCACCAGCACCACCACGAGCUUCCUCAGACUGGUCUACUCGAAAAAGUCUCCUCUCAGAGAGGUGGGAGAAAGAGAGACCCUGUCUGGUGAAUACCAUGGUGGCACAACAAAAUGCGACAACUCAGAUCUGCCAACAAUGUGGCAGCAGUCCAGCUGCUGUCCGUUGUCGUGACUGCCGACCACAACCAUUCUUCUGUGCUGAUUGUGAUGUUAGUAUACACCGAAACCACGUGUUCCACAACAGGGAUGCAACAAUAGCUGGAUUCUUUCAGCCAUUGCCUCCAACAACCUGUGUCGUGGAGAGGGCUCUUUCCCAGUGUGUGUGUAUUGUGCCGUUGGAGAUGCCCGAGAAAAUAUGUAGUUGUUCUCCAGGAUCGUUGAGUGUCAACCCAGGAAAAGUUGUUGCUGUGGUUACAAUGAAUGGACGAUAUGAUCUCAGUAUGCCUGAGAUGAAAUGCGAGGCAUGCAAAGCCACUUGGAGCGCUGGAGUGGAUGACCUGGUCCGAAAUGACUACUGGCCUGCUACCCUUCACUUUUCCACGGUGUACGCUACAGAUGUGUUUUGUUCAUAUGAAGAGUUGAAGAUGGCAGCACCAGGACUGUCCUGCCAAGCAUUUUUAAGAAUGCUUGAUCAACGAACUGUCCGAUUUGGCCGUACUGGGAAGAUCACAGCAGACAGCUUCAGAAAAAGCUUUUUGGAGUGGGAGGCUGUUAGAUUUGAGGUGGAUAAGAUCUGCAGGGAGGAGCAUUUUGUCUGUCCUGCGUGCACCCCAGACAUGCUUGCUGUUUCUGUGGAUGGAAAUCGCAAGCACUACCGCUUUAAGAAUGCAGCAAGAUCUGAAGAACAAGCCUUAUUUGAUGGCAUCUUCAUUGCAAAAGAUGAUGAAGUAGAGAGAUUUGUGGAUUACAUUCAUUCUACCACCAACCAUGUCUCUGGAAGAGGUGUCUGUGGAGGGGAGUGGUCAGCUGCCAGGGAAACGUCUCAGAGAUCCUCAAGUAAAAUUGAUGAGGAGGGACUUGAGCUUGCAGUCUGUCGACAUGGAGUUUUUCUUGGCGCUCUCAACAUGUUCAGGGGAGAAAUCUAUGCUUAUCCCCUCUACCUGCAGAACAAGCUGGCAAAUAAGCCAAUAAGCUUUUUUGCCAUGGAUGUAACCUGCAAGUACUGGCCCUACCUCAACAAAGUGGCAAAAAGCUGCCCGGAGCUCCAGCACCUACUUAGCAUGAAACCGUUUCUCUCAGUGUUUCAUGCCAAAGCCCAUGAUUUUAAAUGUGAGGUUAAAUGGAGUGGAGCUUACCAGCAAGGGGCCGGAUUGACACUUGGGGAGGAGGUUGAGCAGUGUAACGCCUUCCUCUCUAGGAUUGCUGUGACCACGAAGCACAUGUCCAAAGCAGGACGUACAGACAUGCUUACACUGAUGGCCAUGCGCUGGAAUCAGCAAAAGUUUAAGAACUUGGCUACUUCACUUGCCUGCCGAUAUCAGAAGGCCACAAAACGCCUGGAGAGCCAACUUCAGGACCUGGAAAGCAUGAGAAUCCAGCUGGCAGUGACACAGGUUGAAGUUGAGGGCUGGGUCACUGAUAUUAAGGAGUGGGCAGAAGCAACAACAUCCCAAAAGAAUGAUCUUGACGCGGUGCAGGAGCUGUGGGCUCUAAACGAAGAAGGGAUGGUUUCCCAGCACUUUGAGAAAAAAGAAGAAGUCACCAGAAUGAUGAAGCAUGCAGCUGUUAUGCCAAGUUUUGACUGGAACAAAUGGACUUCCAGAAUGAUUGGGAUGGAUACCAGUGAUGAACUGCAGAGACUGAAUGAGAGCUCUCAAAGUGAGAAAUGA
Molecule: messenger RNA, 2983 nt
Organism: Megalobrama amblycephala (Wuchang bream)
Lineage: Eukaryota; Metazoa; Chordata; Actinopteri; Cypriniformes; Xenocyprididae
Exons: 14
Coding region: 737-2983 (748 amino acids)
Source: RefSeq, a predicted model, not a curated record